Cladocopium goreaui is the source of this 579-nucleotide messenger RNA. Lineage: Eukaryota; Dinophyceae; Suessiales; Symbiodiniaceae. The record is from the annotation of a GenBank genome assembly.
AGCAACCGCACCGGCGAACUGGGACCGCGGGACCGACUUUUCGCCGCGAAGAUGGCGUCCUUAACGGUGCAGAUGGAGGCAUACGCCUUCCGCGAACUCGUGGCACAUCUGCAAUGGCGAAAGGAUGUGCAGAACAUCGAUUUAAUGAACCUGGCCGGAUUUUGCCGGAACUGCAUGGCAAAGUGGUAUCAUGCAGGUGCGAAGGUUCAUGGAGUGCCAAUGCAAUACGAAGAGGCCUGCGAGCGGGUCUAUGGUGAGCCUUACGCAGACUGGAAGAAAAAGAAUCAAAAGAAAGCGAGCGAAGAUCAGCUGGCAGUCUUCGAGUCUGGCAAGGACCUCCACGCACGGACAGAGCCCAAGCUGCUGCCAGGAACAGAGGCGGCGCCGGGACAUUCCAACGUCUGUGGACAGGGCUGCGAUGCGCCAGCCGUGCCGGCUGCAGUGUCCGCCGCCGGCGCCACAGCCGCGAAGAUUGCGGUGCUGACUGCGUCGGACCGCGCGGCGGGCGGGGUCUAUGAGGAUAAGUCCGGACCUGCAGUGGUAGAGAUGCUGAAACUCUUCAGCGACCCUUGGAGUUAA